Molecule: messenger RNA, 1025 nt
Organism: Cebus imitator (Panamanian white-faced capuchin)
Lineage: Eukaryota; Metazoa; Chordata; Mammalia; Primates; Cebidae
Gene: PSMB9
Product: proteasome 20S subunit beta 9
Exons: 6
Coding region: 117-725 (202 amino acids)
Cellular component (GO): proteasome core complex
Molecular function (GO): threonine-type endopeptidase activity
Source: RefSeq, a predicted model, not a curated record
GCGGUGCCGUGGAGGGGCGGGGCUGCCGGCUGCGCGCUGCGCGCUGCGCGCUGCGCGCUGUCCCAGGUCCGAAACUAGUGCCCCAGGCGGCGAGGAGCGCGCGGUGCCUGGCAGGGAUGCUGCAGGCUGGAGCACCAACUGGGGACUUACCCCGGGCAGGAGAAGUCCACACCGGGACAACCAUCAUGGCAGUGGAGUUUGACGGGGGCGUAGUGGUGGGUUCUGAUUCCCGGGUGUCUGCAGGCCAGGCGGUGGUGAACCGAGUGUUUGACAAGCUGUCCCCUCUACACGAGCGCAUCUACUGUGCACUCUCUGGUUCAGCUGCUGAUGCCCAAGCCGUGGCCGACAUGGCUGCCUACCAGCUGGAGCUCCAUGGGAUAGAACUGGAAGAACCGCCACUUGUUCUGGCUGCUGCAAAUGUGGUGAGAAAUAUUAGCUACAAAUAUCGAGAGGACUUGUCUGCACAUCUCCUGGUAGCUGGCUGGGACCAACGUGAAGGGGGCCAGGUAUAUGGAACCCUGGGAGGAAUGCUGACUCGACAGCCUUUUGCCAUCGGUGGCUCCGGCAGCACCUAUAUCUAUGGUUAUGUGGAUGCAGCAUAUAAGCCAGGCAUGUCUCCCGAGGAGUGCAGGCGCUUCACCACAGACGCUCUGCCCUGGCCUCAGGCCUCAGGUGCGGAGCUGCACAGCGUGGUAGCACAAGCCCUGAGUCUACAAGAGAAAUAACAGCUUUGUGGCCAGAAGAACCAAGAAAAAGGGUCCUGCGGGCAGGAAGGGGAAUCUUUCAUGUAGGGGAAUCUCCAAAAUGAGAAUGCAGGAGGAAAUUCCCUAAUUCUGAGUCUGAGCCCUCAGGAGUACCAGGUUAUCCCUGAGAUGCACAUGCGUGUGACAUGCCCUAAGUGCACAGAAAAGACUUUGAGAACUGAACAAAGAUUAAACCUUUUAAAAUUUGAAGACUUCAGCCAGGCACAGUGGCUUACACCUGUAAUCCCAGCACUUUGGGAGGCCAAGGCAGAUGUAUCACCU